Molecule: messenger RNA, 1975 nt
Organism: Spirometra erinaceieuropaei
Lineage: Eukaryota; Metazoa; Platyhelminthes; Cestoda; Diphyllobothriidea; Diphyllobothriidae
Source: the annotation of a GenBank genome assembly
AUGAUGGUCGUAGUGGUCGCUCACUUGCUUGCAGGUGAGACUACGCCUAGCGUCCACUUGCUGGCACACAACUCUCACCUGUGGCUACACGUAGCUGGGCUCUGCUCAGCGGCCACACCCCAGGCAACCGCCUCGACCGGCGGACUGAACCAGGUGAGGGGGCCCUGUGCGCCGUGCCGUGCGCAAAGGGUUUGCGGAUUCCACUGGAUGGAAGGUCGGAUGGAACCUUGGUCGGCACCGUCGUGACAUGGUUAGUCUUUGCACGCCGCUGGACAGCCGAUGACAGGAUGGAUCUCCACAUCUACAUCGCCUUGCCGCGGCUUACGGCGAAUUCGAGUCGCUCUCUACUACAACCAGAAAUCGUGGCCCCAUAGUGGAGUUCGGCCGCGCCACAACGGCACAUGGCAACCCUAUUCAGGGGUGGCGCUGCCAGCCCCCACGAGAGGAAGGGCCUAGAAAAGGUGGCCUAAGCAUUGCUGGGCACCACGUCGUCUACAGGCUAGCCAGGGCCGCAGACGUCUAAACAUGGUCGAAACAAUCAAAAUCGAAACAACAAUACCAAUAACAACAACAACAACCAUACUCGUUCUCCUCAUCCUACCUCUCCGUCCUCUUCCUUUGCCUAUUCUUCUGCUUAUUCUUCUCCUUCGCCAUCUUCUUCUCCACCUCCUUCCCAUCGCCCCACUCGCUGUCACCAGACUGGCAGGGAGGGUCCGCUCACUCGGGCAGCCUGGAAUGUUCCUUCCCUUUUAGAUAAUCCGAGGAGCAACCGACCGGAACGGAGGACGGCGCUAGUAGCACGAGAACUGGCGCGCUAUAAGGUGGACAUCGCCGCACUGAGCGAGACCCGAUUCUCCGAACAAGGCCAACUGGAGGAGGUGGGCGCCGGUUAUACCUUCUUCUGGAGUGGCCGACCCAGGGCAGAGCGACGAGAAGCGGGCGUCGCCUUCGCCAUCCGGAAAGACAUCGUGGGACGACUGCCCUGUUUGCCGCAGGGCAUCAACGAUCGACUGAUGAGCCUCCGUUUGCCUCUCCAGCGGGUUGGGGGCAAAUCCGCCACCAUCAUCAGCGCCUACGCUCCGCCGAUGAGCAGCCCCGACGCCGCCGCCAGAGACAAAUUCAACGAGGACCUGCACCCCCUCCUGGCGACUGUGCCGAAGGCGGACAAGUUGAUUGUCCUUGGUGACUUCAACGCCCGCGUCGGCACAGACCAUACUGCCUGGAGAGGAGUGCUGGGUCCCCACGGUCUCCGCGGCUCCAAAGACAAUGGCCUGCUUCUCCUCCGCAUCUGCGCAGAACACUGCCUCAUCCUGACAAAUACUUCUUCUGCCUGCCGGAGCGAGAAAAGGCCACCUGGAGGCAUCCUAGGUCGCGUCAGUGGCACCUGCUGGACUAUGUCCUCGUCCGGAGGCGAGAUCAGCGGGACGUGCUGGUGACGAAGGCGAUCGCGGGUGCUGACGGGUGGACCAACCAUCGCCUCGUCAUCUCGAAGAUGCGUAUUCGCCUACAGCCUCGCAGGAGACCACAAGUUAAGCGACCCCCAGGUAAGCUGAAUAUUGCCUUGUAGUCCUUGCCCGCUCACCAUCUUCAUUUCAGCACUGAGCUAGCUCAACGGCUAGACAACCUUCCAAUCGCUGCCGCCGCCGACGCCGCCGAUGCCGAGAACGCCUCCGUGGAGAACCGCUGGUGUCAACUGCAAGACACGGUCCAGUCGACGGCACUGGCCGUCCUCGGUCGCGCAAGCCGCCAACACCAGGACUGGUUCGACGACAACGACACCGCCAUCAGCAAUCUGCUCGCCGAGAAGAAUCGCCUGCACAAAGCCUACGUAGACCAUCCCACUGACGACAAUAAGACUGCUUUCUACCGCAAGUCACCGCAGCAUCCUUUCUGGCCAGCGGUUGCCCCUGUUGCCUGCGACAGACGAGCUUCUUAUGAUGACCUGUUGACAAGCCAAUAUGUCUGCUUAUAUUAA